GUAUAUCCAACUACGUUACGUUCAUUAGCAGUUGGUAUAUUUAGUGCCAUUUCGCGAUUUGGUGCCAUGACGACACCUUUUAUCGCGCAAGUUUUGCUUCCAGAUGUUUCAAUGUUAGCCGCUUACGUGAACUAUUCCUUAGUUGCCUUUUGCUGUGGAAUAUUUUGUUUCCUACUGCCAAUUGAAACUCUGGGACGUGCUUUAAUGGUUAGUCAUAUUCAAAUUUCGAUGAAGAAAUUGUUUGCCGGAUUAAUUUUUGUUAUUUAUCUGUUUUUUUAA
Molecule: messenger RNA, 279 nt
Organism: Protopolystoma xenopodis
Lineage: Eukaryota; Metazoa; Platyhelminthes; Monogenea; Polystomatidea; Polystomatidae
Source: the annotation of a GenBank genome assembly